AUGAACAAGGAUGCACACCCGCGGAGCAAAUACUACGACGCGAGGGCAGGAGCUACCCACGCUGUUAACUCCGUUGGCAAGCGCACGUUUUCCGAGGACGAAGUUCUUCGCCGUUGGAUCGUGAUGCGCCUUCCUUUGCCACGAUUGGAAAAGGAGCGGCGGGACGGAGAAAUCGCUAUCGCAACGAUCGCAGCGAUUAAUAAGAAGGAACGGGUGGGCGCGGAAGGGCAAAACGGUGGGACAAAACGGCAGGAAGACCAGCCAGCCAUAACGAAUGACAAGAUCAAAGACCAAACGGAAGGAGUCAGUAAUCGGUAA
Molecule: messenger RNA, 318 nt
Organism: Sporothrix schenckii 1099-18
Lineage: Eukaryota; Fungi; Ascomycota; Sordariomycetes; Ophiostomatales; Ophiostomataceae
Exons: 3
Coding region: 1-318 (105 amino acids)
Source: RefSeq, a predicted model, not a curated record